UUUUUCCGUAACGCGUGCACUCGCUGCACAGUUUGUUAUCUUAGCUGCCUGAGCUCGAGCCUCUGUUAGAGAGACAGAUUGACCAAAAAUUUUGAGAGUCAAAAGUACAAUAGGAGGAAAAAAUUAAACAUCUCUGGUGCGGGGUUCGCCAACAAAUACUUCUUUUUUACACUUGACGACAGCAGCCGGGCACCUAACCAGAAACCGAUAAGGAGGCACCUAAAAGGUCGCUACGCUCUGCCUGCUAUUACAGAGUGAGGGACAAAAGCAUAGUACGACUGAACACAGAAAGAAGAAAAAUAGCGUAAAGGACAUGAGCAGGUCCUUCGGAGGGGCAAGAUGAAGUGUUCUGCAAUGGAAUGACCUCCCACACACACUUGUGUGGUUUCUAUGGGGAUUUCUGCAUAGCCACGCACUCCUCUGGAUGGAAGGAGGUGUACUUCUGUGCCAUCUGAUUGCUCUGCUGUGAUUGGUCAGUAUUAUUCGGCUGCUGCACUGCCACUGGUCAGGAUGCCAGCAAAAGGGAAAUACUUGCUGAACGAGCAGAAGUUGAAACAGGAAGCACUGUACAGAAAAUUUUCUGGCAUUAGCCAAUACCAGCCGUUCGUUCUGUUGCUGGGACUGAGCAUUCUCACAUGUACAACGUUGCUAGUGCUCUUCUUCAGCCUAGAACUGAAAGUUCAGAAUCAUGGUCCACUUGUGGGUGUUUUGGGAGGAGCGUUGUGUUUGUUCCUGGCUAUAUUUCUGUUACUCUGUAUAGAGACCCUCUCUCAGAGAUGGAGAACUUUGCUUGGCCUUGCUGUGUGGGCCACACACCUCACAUUGGGCUUUACCUUUAUUUUCAGUAGAGACAAAAUAAGCAAAAUACCACCAUGGGACCAGGUGCCCUUCUUCCUCUUCAUCAUCAUUACAGUUUAUACCAUGUUGCCAUUCCAGAUGAGCUAUGCUGUAACUCUGAGUAUCAUCUCGUCUCUAUCUCACAUCAUUGUCCUAUUAGUGCGCCUCACAGUGUUCCAGAAGGACCCCAUAUCACUCAUAGCCAAUCAGAUUUUGUCAAAUGUAGUGGUGUUUGUUUGUGGAAUUGUAGUUGGGGCAUUUCAUAAGGUUUUGAUGGAGAAAGCGCUCAGACAGACAUUUCAGGAUACUCUCCGCUGCCUUGGCAUUCGCAUGAAACUGGAGAUUGAGAAGAGACAACAGGAAAACCUGUUACAGUCAGUGCUUCCUGUGUACAUCUCCAUGAAAAUGAAACUGGCCAUAAUGGAGCGUUGCAAGUGCAAAGACAAAGAGGAACAGCAACGUAUGGUGCGAGACAAUAACUUUCACAGUCUCUAUGUGAAGAGACAUGAAAACGUCAGUAUUCUGUAUGCUGAUAUUGUGGGUUUCACACGUUUGGCCAGUGACUGUUCUCCUAAAGAGCUUGUAAUCAUGCUGAAUGAACUUUUUGGAAAGUUUGACCAGAUUGCAAAAGAGAAUGAGUGUAUGCGAAUAAAAAUUCUUGGUGACUGUUAUUACUGUGUGUCUGGCCUACCCGUUUCUCUGCCAAAACAUGCCAAAAAUUGUGUAAAAAUGGGCCUGGAUAUGUGUGAAGCCAUAAAGCAGGUGCGGGAUGCAACAGGUGUGGAUAUAAACAUGCGAGUAGGUGUGCACUCUGGAAAUGUCCUAUGUGGUGUGAUCGGCCUACGCAAGUGGCAGUUUGAUGUGUGGUCACAUGAUGUCACCUUAGCCAAUCAUAUGGAGUCUGGGGGGUUGCCAGGCCGAGUUCACAUCACAGAGGCGACUCUAAAGCACUUAAACAAAACGUAUGAUGUGGAAGAGGGGAAUGGUCACCUAAGAGACCCCUACCUUAAAGAGCUCAACAUCAAGACUUAUCUGGUCAUUGACCCACGGUCAAAAGAAUCAUCACUGAUGGCUCCCAGUGUUGCUAAGCCUCGUGGGAGCGAAGGCCUGAAGAUGCGGGCUUCUGUGCGUAUGACGCGCUUCCUAGAGUCAUGGGGAGCCGUCAAACCGUUCGCUCACCUGCAGAGCAGAGAGGAAUUCAGCACAGAUGCCUUAGUCAAUGGCAAGGGUCGCUGCAAGGACAUCCCUCUUAGGUCAGUAUCGCCAAAAAUUGCAGAGAGCUUUGAUGAAUCUCUUGAGGAGCCCUUCUCUUUACCUGUUGCUCCUUUGAGCACACAUAAGAAUAAAUCUCAGAAGACUAAGUUUGACGAAGAACUUCAUGACAAGAUGGCCACCACCAUCAAUGAUCUGAGUUCCAGCAAGCAGUGGGUAAAGUCUGAAGAGAUCUCCGGCCUCACACUGUGGUUUACGAAAAGAGAUCUAGAAAAGCAGUACAGGACAAUAGAGAUGCCAAGCUUUAAAUACUACAUCGGCUGUGUCACCUUCAUCUUCAUCUGUAUCUUCAUCAUCCAGAUGUUGGUUACCCAGCAACGUAAAGAGCUGGGGCUGGCAUUUGCAGUGUUGGCGUGUGUUCUACUUUUGAUUCUGUGCAUCUGUUUUGCAGGUCAUAUUCAGAGGAUGUUUCCAGAAAAGCUGAAGUCAUGUACGUGGCUGUCAGCUUUAUCAAAAGCAGUGGUUAAGAGACCUUUUGUGCGCCUCCCAUUGGUAACGUUUGCCACUGUAGUCAUAGUCAUCCUCUCCAUCUUUAACUUGUGCUAUACGGAUACAAGGGAUGUAUGUCGUUUGGUGACAAAUAACGGCACCAUUACUGUAGAUCAUUUUUCGUAUUUGCCUUACUCGGUGUACAGUUGUAUACUAACGUUGAUCGCCUGUGGGGUAUUUUUGAGAGUGAGCUUUGAGCUCAAGGUGGCCUUCUUCUUCAUCGUCUCUACUGUUUACUACAUCAUCAUUAUCCACUCUCAUGCUAUACUCUUCAAUUACUUCAGAUGUUCCCUCUCCAACAUCACUUGUGUCAACGAUCCCCAGUGCAUGAAUGAUGAACUUAUGAAGGACCCCAAAAAAAUGAGCUGCAUAUACAUAACCCUCUUUCUCUUUACCAUGUUGCUCAUAUCCCGGCAGAAUGAGUACUGCUGUCGUCAAGACUUCCUGUUGAAGAACAAGAACUUGGCGGAUAAAGAAGAAGUUGAGCUAUGCGAAAACCUGAACCGUCUCCUUUUGGAGAACGUUCUCCCUGCGCACGUGGCUGCUCUCUUUGUGGGCGAGAACAAAAAGAAUGAGGUGGGGCUGCUGUCCACUAUCUCUUUACUAAACCAGAAAUACAAGGACUUGUACUAUAAGUCGUAUGACUGUGUAUGUGUGAUGUUCGCCUCCGUGCCAGACUUCAAAGAGUUCUACACUGAGUGUGACAUCAAUAAAGAAGGACUGGAGUGUUUGAGGCUUCUCAAUGAGAUCAUCGCGGACUUUGAUGAGUUGCUAUCUAAGCCUAAAUUUAGUGGUGUGGAAAAGAUUAAAACCAUUGGCAGCACAUACAUGGCUGCUGCAGGACUGAGUGGACCUCCUGAGCAGACCAACCAGGACCGUGAGAGGCAGAAUGCACAGAUUGGAAACAUGGUGGAGUUUGCCAUCGCUUUAAUUGGCAAGCUGGAUGGCAUCAACCGGCACUCAUUCAACACAUUCAGGCUUCGCAUGGGAAUAAACCAUGGCCCAGUGAUUGCCGGGGUGAUUGGGGCCAGGAAACCACAGUAUGACAUCUGGGGAAACACUGUGAACGUGGCCAGCCGGAUGGAAAGCACGGGAGAACUAGGCAAAAUACAGGUAACUGAGGAGACAUCUGAUGUCCUGCAGACGCUGGGUUAUUCAUGUGAGUGCCGUGGCCUGAUAAACGUAAAGGGCAAAGGAGAGCUCAAAACCUUCUUUGUGUGCACAGACUCCAGCAAACAACAGGGCAUCGGUUUGAGCUGAGACUGAAGGUUCAACCACUCACAGAUCCACACACACACACACAGACUCCGGACCUUUAUGUGAUCUUAUUUUUAAAGAUGUUUUUAUUCAAGCAUGUCUAAAGAACUGAACACUGUUUAUUACCCUGAACCAUCUUGCACCAUUUAAGUAUUUCACACAUUACAAUCUGAACUUUGCCAUCCUUUUGUGGGAAACAGACCACAAGACAGUGGGAAACUGAGUUCGCUGAAGGAAAACUCAGUGUAUUACUAUCAGACUUUCUGAGUACUGCCGUCAUUGUGCCCUUGAUCCAGUUGGAUUUAGACUGAUUUGGUAUGACUGAAUUGGUCUGCUGGUUCUGAACUCACACUUUUAUCUCAGACUCGCAGUCAGAGGGACCAACACAUGACCCACACAAACCCCAAAAGACACAGAAAAGAGCGAAAAAUGUGGAAACAUUUAAUUUCUUUUUUUAUUGUUUGGAAUCAUGUCUUAUAGCAUUUUAUCAGUCUUUGGUCUAGCAAGACAAAGGAAUCUAUGUUUUGUGGCUUUUGGUUGCUUGUAUUCCUUAAAAACAACUGCAAAGCGACUCUCUUGCAUUGACUUGCUGUUGCGUCGAUGUUGGGGCAAAGGAUGCUUUGUCUGGCUUCAUAAUGUGUUACAGAUGGAAACUAUCAAUGUAUGUUUACAUCUACGUAAAUAGGAAAAAAUGUAAAUGGCCGAUCAUGUCUUCAAUUUUCCGUUUAGCUUACAGAAAUCAUCUCUUGACUAUCAGGUCCAGAUCAAAUGUUUAUGUGGCUGCUUCAAUCUGAAGUUGUAAAUUUGCUGUUUGUUGAACUUAAGCAUCUUGCUGUGUGUCUUAGGUCACAUUGUAACCGACUGCUUUUGUUCAGUGUGAAUGUUUAGUGAAGGUUUGGGCUCGGAUUUCUGUCUGAUAAAAUGUUCAAAUGCGAUUUUAAAGAUACACUCCACCU
Misgurnus anguillicaudatus (oriental weatherfish) is the source of this 4811-nucleotide messenger RNA. It is a transcript of the gene adcy7, whose product is annotated as adenylate cyclase 7. Gene Ontology annotation, molecular function: adenylate cyclase activity. Gene Ontology annotation, biological process: cAMP biosynthetic process; intracellular signal transduction; adenylate cyclase-inhibiting G protein-coupled receptor signaling pathway. Gene Ontology annotation, cellular component: plasma membrane. Lineage: Eukaryota; Metazoa; Chordata; Actinopteri; Cypriniformes; Cobitidae. The record is from RefSeq and is a predicted model, not a curated record.